Messenger RNA from Protopolystoma xenopodis, 1007 nucleotides. The record is from the annotation of a GenBank genome assembly. Lineage: Eukaryota; Metazoa; Platyhelminthes; Monogenea; Polystomatidea; Polystomatidae.
AAAUAACCUGGAUUUUAAGAAUGGAUGAAGCGAAUACUGAUUUAUUUGGUCAGAAUUGGGCUAAUUUAAUUCAAUCACUUGAUGUUGGUCCUGAAAAAGCCAAAGGGAUAGAGAAGUUACCAGAUGAUCAAAAAAGACAAUUAUUGUCGACUUAUGCGACAAAAAACCCAAAAUCCUCGGCCUUCCAAUACGUUACUCUAAUUAAGGGUUUAAGGGCGUAUAAAAUUGGAUUACCAAAGGGUUCACGUAGAGGUGAAUUGAACAAUGCAAAAAGCAUCCUGUCUGCCACCGAGAUUUCAUUACGUACGAAUGACGUUUCAUGGGUAUAUGAUUUUCUUGAUCAAAAUGGGCUUGAUGUUCUCCUAGGCUUUAUGUCAAAGACUAUUAGGUUGGUGAUUCGAAUGGAGAAUCCAAGUCCUCCAUCACGAAGUCAACGUAAUCGUUCUAGCCUCUAUAAAUCGGAAAGAAGAAAAAGCCUGGAUAAUCAUAUACUUCCAAAUGAUGAUGAGUAUUUUAACGGCGAUUCGGAAGAAGGUCAUCGACAGAGUUUUUGGUGUCAUGGUGGUAAAGCCAACCGUGCUCAUCCACUUUCUUAUUCUCCACCUGCCUCUGAAAACAUGAAGGAAGGACUUCAUCAAUGUGUCAAAUGUUUUCGCGCUCUUCUUAACAAUCAGAGAGGCUGUACAAUGACUUUUGAGCAUCCAAAUGCAAUUAACGUGAUUGCAUUGUGUUUCCUCCAUCCAAAUUACCAAACCAAGACCCUAGUUUUGGAAUUAUUGGCUGCUUUGUGCUUGAUUGAAAAUGGUCAUCAUCGUGUUCUUUCAUCCUUUGAUAACCUAAAACGAGAGAUGGGUGAAAGUAAUCGCUUUGAAACUCUCGUCCAUUAUUUCUGCACUCAUGAGAGUCGUGGCCCUGAUAAUUACAAUUUUGAUUUCAUGCUGACAGAAAGUUUUGCAUUGAUUGAUGGUAACAGCGUCUAUCUGCAACAAGUGGUGGACUCUUCUUAG